Molecule: messenger RNA, 1779 nt
Organism: Glycine soja
Lineage: Eukaryota; Viridiplantae; Streptophyta; Magnoliopsida; Fabales; Fabaceae
Product: protein MAIN-LIKE 1-like
Exons: 4
Coding region: 1-1779 (592 amino acids)
Biological process (GO): meristem maintenance; meristem development
Source: RefSeq, a predicted model, not a curated record
AUGGUUAGAACACGAGGUCUACAUCGUGUGUUAGGCACAGGUAGAGGCAGAGACAUUAGUGAGGAUGUGCCAGAGGCUGAUGUUCCUCGGCGUCGUAGGCCCACUGCCUCAGCACGUAGGCAACGGGUUACCCAGAGAGUCGAAGAUGUUCCUGAGUUGCCUGAGGAUGUGCCUCAUGUGUCUAAUGGUAGCCCAGAGAUGACAGGCGUUGCCGAUGGUGUUGAGACAGAUCGAGUGGCUAGUGAUGGGAGCUUGGGGGCACCUGCUGAUGAUGAGGGGUUCCCCAGUGGGCCACACGAUCCAUCUGUUUUGAUAGGAUUUGCUUAUCAUGUGGCACACAACAUAUGGAGUGGACAUUUGGUCUCCCAUGGUAGGAAAGUAGAUAAAUUUGGGAGAUCGGCUGCUGAGAUCGAAGGUAUGAUUGCGGCCACUGGAUUGGAUCCACCGACCAGGUGUUCUAUAAUCACCACCGAUCCUGGACUCAUAUUCGACUUUGUUGAGUGGUGGCAUAGGGAGACGAGCAGCUUCCACCUCCCAGUAGGGGAGGUGACGAUCACUCUAGACGACGUUUCGUCACUCCUGCACAUUCCGAUUACUGGCGCGCUGCAUUCAUUCGAGCCACUGGUUACAUCUGACGCAGUGGCCUUGUUGACGGAGCUACUUGAGGUCACCCCAGAUGAGGCUACAGCUGAGACACGUCAGGUAGGUGGGCCUCAUGUUCGGUUGUCCUGGCUUCGGGACAUGUACCAGAGUAGGUGCCGAGCCAGGCAGUGGGUUGCUGCAGCUCGGACAUACCUCCUUCAUUUGGUUGGUUGCACUCUUUUCGCUAACAAGAGUGCAACCCAUGUCCAUGUUGUGCACCUGCAGGCAUUCAGGGACCUAGGUCAGGCAGGGGAAUUCUCUUGGGGAGCGGCCGCUUUGGUCCACUUGUACAAUCAGCUUAACGAGGCGUCGCAGGCCCCUACACGGCAGAUGGCCGGUUACAUUUCACUACUUCAGUGCUGGAUUUACGAGCACUUUCCAUCGAUCCAUAGGUGUGUCGUUGACGAUGGUUAUGCUGAGGCUAGCCCACGUGCCUGUAGGUGGCUUACGGGUAAGGCCCAGAUGACCGGGAUUAAGGGAGCCCCUUACAGAGCACGUAUUGAUUCCCUGACAGUGACCGAUGUCUGUUGGAUGCCGUAUGCUGAGCAUCGGGGAGUUCGAGGCUAUGACUUGAUCUCCUCGUACACGGGGCAAGUCAGAUGGGGUCAGAUCAUUGUCUACAUUCGACCAGAGAGGGUGGUUCGGCAGAUGGGGUACAUUCAGACCGUUCCUCUGCCACCGGUUCGUGAUUCGUUGACAGGUACUGAUAUAGACGACCGGUGGGUACACUUUUCAGAUCAUGUGGUGCCUACAGGGAAGCUCUAUGUAGUUCCUGGGCAAGUGGCCCCAGACUACAUGGAGUGGUUUUUUCAGAUUUCGCACCCUUUUCUGACGCCGACGGAGGACACUGUUGAGCCGAGACCUGCGCCUCCCCCUCCCACUCAUGAUGAUGACUUCGUCGAGCCACCUGUCGUCGAGGUUUCAGUCACGUCGGAUCUCCCUACGCAUUCAGUGGUUGAUUGCACAACAUGUGUAAGGAUUGGAAGGAUUGCUGAGCAUUUGGAGCGCGUCAUCAACCUCAGGAUGGUGACUGAAGGGACUGACUCAUAUGAUAUCAUGGAUCCUUGUCUGAGGAUAGCUAGAGAUGACGACCCAGAUGACAGUCUUAGGCCGCGACAGAGACCCCGCAUAGAUUAG